AUACGUCUCCCUCCUAAUUUUCUCCUUCAUAUCGUGUUUAUGGCAGGAGAAUCUGUUUAUGAUGUUCGACUUGGUGCUUCUUAAUUUGUUUUCUUUACGUGGUUUCUUAUAUGGAUGCAACUUAGGUCUUAUCGAUUGUUUUUGUUCAUGUAUGAACUCGAGUGGAAUUGGUGAUGUUUGUAGGUCUAAUUCAGUGUCGUAUACCAUUCUGAUGACAUUCUUUUGGUUACACGCGAAUAACUUAGGUUUUUAGGCGAUUGUUGUUUAUCCAGAUUGCCAAAAACUUUACAGGCAUGACCUAUUAAUGUCUUAAUGUAUGAACUCAAGUGGAAUUCGUGCUUUUUGCAGGCUUAAUUCACUGUCUUAUCUCUUAUGCCAUUCAGAUGACAUUCUUCUGGUUACACGCGAAUAACUUGGGUUUUGAGCGAUUGUUGUUUAUCCAGAAUGCCAAAAGCUUUACAAGCAUGACCCUAAUCAUCUCUUAAUGAGAUAGCGGGUUGAAGAAGGAUAAGCACUAUUUCUGUAAUUCAUGUUUACACACAUCAACUUCGUGAUUAUGUCCACUCAGCGAUUAGAUUUCAACCACCAGUGAAAACAGUUGAGGAUAAUUGUAUAAUCUUGAAGGUUGCUCAGAUACUGGCGAAAUUUAGGUCUCAGGUGAACAAGAGGAGAUAUGAGUAGGAAAGGUGUGAGAUGGGAUGAAGCAAAUCUGGGAGAAAUUGAAGCAAAUAAACCUGUAAGGCAAAAAAUUACCGAACCAAAGACUCCAUAUCAUCCUAUGGUUGAUGUUGAUGGAUCUUUGUCUCCAAUACGGGGUUCUGAGGGUGAUAGUAGCGUGCAUGCUGAAGCAAUUCGGUCUGCAUUGAAUGAUGUGGCAUCGUCUUCUAGUAGUAGCAAUAAUUUGCGACGUUCUGGGUGGACAUCAUCGGAGGAUGAAGCAGAUUACAUGGAUCAUGAUGACGAAGAUUCUGAAACGGGGAAAAGCAGCGCUUGGUUUAGAGAGCAGAGACGUGCUCACUAUGAUGAGUUCCGUAAAGUGAAAGAAAUGCAGCAGAGGAAAAGGGGUUCGUUAAAUGAAGAUGAGUCGUUGUCAUCUGAUGAGGAUGGAGGGGAGAAAAGAAAUGGGAAGUGUGGUUCUUCUUCAUCAUUGGCAACCGGUUUGGAAGACAUAGACAUUACAGAUGCUGCUGCUGCUGCUGAAAUGAGAAAAUGAGGUAGAUUUUAGAAAGAAGUAUUAUUGUGUUGGAUUAUGAUUCCGGUGCUGAUAUUUUUGCAUGAUACAAAGGUCUCUUGUAAAUAAGCAUCUUCAUAUGCCAAACUCAAUCAUUUUUCCCACCUUCCUAUUUUUAUUAUUGUUUAAAC
This is a messenger RNA of Cynara cardunculus var. scolymus (artichoke), 1362 nucleotides long. Its product is annotated as protein phosphatase inhibitor 2-like. Gene Ontology annotation, biological process: regulation of signal transduction. The transcript has 5 exons. The record is from RefSeq and is a predicted model, not a curated record. Bases 674 to 1213 code for a protein of 179 amino acids. Gene Ontology annotation, molecular function: protein phosphatase inhibitor activity. Lineage: Eukaryota; Viridiplantae; Streptophyta; Magnoliopsida; Asterales; Asteraceae.